This is a messenger RNA of Triticum aestivum (bread wheat), 1459 nucleotides long. RefSeq names its product putative F-box protein At1g32420. The transcript has a single exon. The record is from RefSeq and is a predicted model, not a curated record. NCBI's taxonomy places the organism in Eukaryota, Viridiplantae, Streptophyta, Magnoliopsida, Poales, Poaceae. Gene Ontology annotation, molecular function: protein binding. Bases 105 to 1205 code for a protein of 366 amino acids.
CCAGCUGAAGUCAGACUUCCAUUUCUUCUGUUCUGCCGAAAGACCUACGCUCCGCCGCCGCCGCCGCCGCCUACUACCACAACUCGCAGCCGCAGCCGGCGACCAUGGCGGAGGAGGCUGCGGCAGCAGCAGCGGCGCCUCUCCUCGAGGGCCUCCCAGAUGAGAUCGUCCUGUGGGAGAUCCUCGUCCGCCUCGACCCCAAAUCCCUCCUCCGCUGCCGCGCCGUCCGCCGCGCCUGGCGCUGCGCCACCUCCACCCGCCGCUUCCUCCUUGCCCACCACGCCCGCCAAUCCGCCCUCCCCAUUUUCUCCAGCGACGGAUGCCGUAACCUCCUCGCCUUGGACCACCGGGCCGCCCAGCUCCACACCGUCGCCCGGCAUGACGAGCCCUUCUUUCUGGAGGCUUCCUGCGAUGGCCUCCUUCUAUCCAGGUCUUAUUCUGGCCGCCGCCUCGCCGUCUACAACCCGGCCACGCGGGAGCAUGCCUCCCUCGGGAGGUUACCGUCGGACUUCAGGAUCUUGGGGAUGUACCCACACCGCCCCACUGGAGAGUACCGGCUGCUACUGACCAACCUCAGAGGCCCUGAAGGCCAAAUCGGCUGUCAUGUCCUUACGCUGGGCUCCGACCAGCCACCGAGGUACAUUGGGUGGUUGGAGAUGGUAAAACCGCUCUUGUUCGAGAUAUCUGCCCUGUUCCGUGAUAGCCUACAUUGGUUCCUACAGAAGUAUAGAAAACAUGUAUUGGUAUUUGACACCACCACCGAAUCGUUCCGGCACAUGCGUGCUCCUCUUGUUCUUGGCGACAGUGACCCUGGCCUGUUUGAGAUGGAUGGCACGCUCGGCAUCAAUUGCCAUAAUGAUGCCAUGGGAAUCAUCACCAUAUGGGUGUUGCAGGAUUACGAAAGUGAGGUUUGGGACAUAAAGUACCGAAUCAAAUUGCCGGUUGGUGAAAUCAGGGAGAAGUUUGGAGACGAUGGUGAAAGCUGGGGUUUGGGUGUUGGUGUUCUUUCAGGGGAUGGUGACGUCCUCUUGCUGCUCAAUUUUGGUGGGUGGCUGCUUCAAGUUGACAGUGAUGGCAAAUUGAUUGAAAGUUUCGAUUGUGGUCAUAGAGACCUGGCGAUAUAUGAAUAUCAGCUCAAACAAAGUCUUGUCCAGCAUACCUUCUUCCCGGCUCUAAAAAGUGGUAGUGCCCCGCCUUUGAUCUGAUGGCUGUUGAGUGAGAUGGUGCUUCUUUCUUCCUAGCUGUCAUAUCCUCAUGAGCUUUACCAUCUAUGUAUUGGACCAAGUAUGAGCCUACUGGCCUCCUCUUUGCUUUGCUUUGCACUGAUGUAUAUAAGUUAUUAUCAAAAGCUCUGGUUGUAAUGUGGUUGCAUGAAAUCUAUGCUUGUCUUCAUAACCUUUCGGGCUGAAGUGACUACUGUGUGCGUUGAUGCUAAAAUCAAGAUGUCAUUUUGCUCUGC